AUGAGCCACGGGCUUUUACGUGCUGUACAGAGAUACUCACACACGUUGGCACUCUUGGAGACUUCGGGCUCUAAAGUCACACCAAGCUCGUUGUCUGCACUCACAGCAGCCAAGGAAAUCAAAAAGCCAAUUACUGCGUUACUGCUUGGUCCAGAUGCUGCAAGUGCAGCUCCAAGCGUUGCUGAGCUUGAAGGGAUUGAAAAAGUUUUAGUGCAAUCCGAUGAACGUUACGAACACUAUCUACCAGAGCAAGUUGCACCAUUAGUUGUUUCGUUAAUAAAGGGUGAAAAUGACAAGGUUAAAGACGUCUCAUCUUUUGUUGUUGCAGCAAGUGCAAUGGGUAAAGGUGUCAUUCCAAGAGCUGCUGCUGUUCUUGACGUCCAACCAAUUUCCGAUGUCAUCAAGGUUAUUGAUCCAAAUACGUUUGUAAGACCAACCUACGCAGGUAAUGCCAUACUAACGGUGAAGACAGCUGAUAAGAUAGUAAUGACUUCUGUUCGUGGCUCUGCAUUCCCUGCCACUGAGGAAAAGUCUGCUUCCGCUGCUCCUAUUGAAGAAAUAGCACCGAUCGAUGCCGAUUGUAAGACUACUUGGGUCAGUGAACAACUAAUGAAAAGUGAUAAACCGGAUUUAUCAUCUGCCAAAAUCGUCGUCAGUGGUGGACGUGCUUUGAAGGACAAGGAGCAUUUUGACAGCUUGUUAAACCCACUUGCAACCAAGCUUGGUGCUGCUAUCGGUGCAUCACGUGCUGCCGUCGAUGACGGAUACUGUGACAACUCUUUACAGGUGGGGCAAACCGGUAAGAUUAUUGCACCAGAUCUCUAUAUUGCUAUCGGUAUCAGCGGGGCGAUCCAGCACUUGGCCGGUAUGAAGGAUUCCAAGGUCAUUGUUGCCAUCAAUAAGGACGAAGAAUCCCCAAUUUUCAAAAUCGCCGACGUAGGUCUGGUUGGAGAUCUGUUCACCAUCGUUCCUGAACUUACCGAAAAGUUAUGA
Molecule: messenger RNA, 993 nt
Organism: Pichia membranifaciens NRRL Y-2026
Lineage: Eukaryota; Fungi; Ascomycota; Pichiomycetes; Pichiales; Pichiaceae
Exons: 1
Coding region: 1-993 (330 amino acids)
Cellular component (GO): mitochondrion
Molecular function (GO): electron transfer activity; flavin adenine dinucleotide binding
Source: RefSeq, a predicted model, not a curated record